AUGGGAGCUUAACCCGUUUGAGUGCAGCGCAUACCUCCCCUGAGUCUGACCCACCUCCCUCCAGUGGAUGUCCGAAUUUCUCAACAGAGGUAGCUUCCAAAACGAGGUAAAACUUUUUACUUACUAUUUGUUGGUUGGUCUGUAUUUGUCUCCAAAAAGUUACAAAGUCAGAUAUCAAUCUACUGUUGUUUUUAGACUUUAACGUUUUAUGAGGAAAACAUGCGGACGUUGUGAAGCCUUACCCACAAUGACAUUUGGAAGUUCUUGACAUAACACAGGCUUUCUAUUCGCUGUCAAUCCCCACGGUGCAGAAGGCAACACUUGUGAACGAAUAUGAUUACGAGCUGCCUCAAAUGUCCUAAGGCUAGACAGAAAAUAUCAUACAAGCAAUUUAGACUUCAGAGACCUUUGCUGUGUAUUCUUUAUUUGGGCUACUUUUUGGUGGUGUUUUUUAUGUCGUGGGCAUAUGCAGGUGCAUAUAUAUAUAUAUAUAUAUAUAUAUAUAUAAAAUGUUAUUUUUCUUUAUAAGGCUGAUCUCAAUGUUGUCCUAUAUACAACAAAUGUAAACUUAUUUCAAGGAGGACUAAGAUACUGCAGCUUUUGGGCGUCUCUUUCUGAGAAGAAGACAUGAUUCUAUGCAAUUUAAUUAUCCAAUUACACUAAUUUAGUUAUGAGAGGUUAAGCAGGCAAAAACAUCACAUUGUACAAAACAUUUCCUUUUUAUAGGUUAUCACUGUUGUCUGCUACUAUAUAAAAAAAAGCCUACCUCUUUGAUUUACAGACAGUUCACACCCACAAUAUGACAUUAUGAAAUGUCUUACAUUGAACUAUAAUGUGAAUAGCUAACAUCAAUGUCCAAAUCAAUGAGACAGGACAGAGCCCAGGUAGCAUGCUUUUUAGCUGUUUGCCCAACAUAUAUAAGCCAUUUUCACUAAGAACUCUUCACAAGGUUGCUGGUUUUGUAUUUACUGUUGAUAAUGGAGGACAAAGUAUUCACCCCUUCUAUCAGAGUUGACCAGAAGUCAACAGGAGGGGUUAAUCUGUGGGACAGCUGUGCCAACUCUAGUUGUGUAGUAGUUAAUGUGCAAAAGUUGGCUUAUGAAUCAAGGAUCAUGUCUCUGAAUAUUCAAUUGACAGGGAAUUCUAGUGUCAACAUCAAUUUGCUUUUACUUUGUAAUCGAGUUGGCGACAGCAAGACUUAAAUUGUGUCUUUGAAUGUAGCCUACUGGGUAGCACAAACUAUAACAUUUAUUUAUAGAGAUCUAAAUUCAAACCAAGGGAAGUCAGCAGAAUUACAUUUUAGAAGGGGGGGUUUCAACAUGGCAUUUAGACAGGCAGCCCAAUUCUGAUCUUUUUUUCAGAAAUUGGUCUUUUCACUAAUCAGAUCAGCUCUGAAAAAGAUCUGAUGUGAAAAGAUCUGAUGUGAUUGGUCAAAAGACCAAUUAGUGGAAAAAAUAUCGGAAUUGGGCUGCCUGUGUGAAGACAGCCAAUAUGUCAGAUGGUUUACACAGGAAUAAAUCCUUACCUAUUUAGGGCUUAAUUAUACCCAGCAUAGUUCUGAUUUCAACUGACUAUCAACUCAACAUAGUAUUUUGUUUCUCAAUGACUGUAAAUCAUGAUUAAUACUACCUUAUUUCACUCACUGUAUGCGAUUUAUUUAACAAGGCAUUGAUCACCCCAGUGUUCAGAAACAACUAAAGCACAUUAAUUAAACCACUUUAGUCCAACUCUCCACCCACUGCACCAUCAGUUUGUAGUUUAGAGAAAAUAAUACAGAGUACACUUAGUCCAUGUGGCCGCAGAGACAAAUCACAUUAACUUAAAUGAAUUAGUUGUUGAUCCAGCAUGAUUUACUGAAUUAGUGUUUGAUCCAGAAUGAUUUACUGAAUUACUGUUUGAUCCAGCAUGAUUUCUGAAAUCGUUUUUGAUCCAGCAUGAUUUACUGAAUUAGUGUUUGAUCCAGCUUGAUUACUGUUCAUUUACAGUCUUCACAAGGUUCUCCAUACAGAGCCUAAUCUUGACAUGAACAGGUUUAUCACCUUACCUAAGGACUAAAUGUGCUGUGAUGUACUGUACUGUACUGUAGCAUCAGUUCAAAAGCAUCCGCUUUUAAAUGUUUUCCCCAAGAGCAAGGCCAUGCUAUGAUCAAACACUCAGCCUUUGGUCAUAUGUCUGUUGUUGCUUAGGGGCACUGUUUUACUAUAAUGAGCAAUGUGUGAUCACACUUUGAAUAUUCGUAUCAACUCUGCAGGUGCUAGCUACCUGAGCGAUGCCUCUGGAGCUCCGAGCUUAGAGACAGACGCCGCCCAUCACAUCCCAUCACUGACUGCCUCAACAGGCCACAGGGCCCAACUCCAGGCCCUUUCCACACCAGCCCAGGCGAGAGAGUGAACCUGAGUCACCAUGAUAGACCUGAGCCAUCUGACGGAGGAGGAACAGUCGAUGAUCAUGACCGUGCUGAAGAGAGACGAAGAGCUGAAGAAAACAGAGGAGGAGAGGAUCAAGUGAGUGUGUGAUAGCCAUAUUUUCACAGCUCUGAACCAUGACUGUCAUUAGAUUAUUUAAUAGUUUCCACAUCUUAUUUUUAUAGCAUUAGUGUUGCCCCACUUAGCAUCUCCACCCUCUAAAUACAUGCUUUGUGUAUUGCAUGUAAAUAUGCUAUAUUUGAUUAGAUAAUGUUAUGUUUUCAAUAUUGUUUUAUUUUUUAGUUCCUAUUCGUUCCUUUUCAUUCUAUGAGGAGAGUGGUUUCUCUGUCAACCUCCCCCACCUGUGUGGGAGUGGUAAACAGGCCGGUGAGGUGAUGUUUGUCUGUCUGUAAUAUAACACAGCCGGAUACGGACACUGCCUCCACCACAGAGCGGCUUCAAUGUGAGAUAAGCAAUUAGAUUAUCCCUCCAAUUCAACUUCACAGAACCACGUGGGAGAGAAAAAUGCAGGCUCAAUGGUCCGAAAUAGAUACCCUCAGAGGUAGAACACAGAGAUACACCUCACUGCGUUUAACCAUGGAAUCCUGAGGCACAUCCACUACAUAAACAACGUUGUGUUGAUGUAUACUCAGACAGACUUAGAAUUUCUUGUCAUGUCAUUACACAUUCAGACGUGCUAACUAAGGACAACUGGGUAUCUUAAAUUAGCUUCAGUCUUAAGCCUUCUUGUCAAAGCAGUUCCACAGUGAGACAAAAGUCGAGAAACAAAGGCCUAUUCACUUUGAUUCUGUAAUGGAGUUGGCCAGACAAGUCUAUUUCUAACAGUAGAAGACUGGAGACUGACUCUGUAUGGUUGACUUGUCUGUGUUCCGCCAUGGCCUUAGUGUAAAAGGAUUAGCGCCAAUCAUGUGUAAUACUGUGCUACCCCCCUUUCACAUGACCAGGGUUGUUUACCUUCUCUUUUCCACCUUCUCCUCCCUCCUUAAUCCUACACCCUCUCCCUCCUCCCUUUUUGCAGACGACUUUGUCAAUCACUUUGAAAAGAAGGUUGACGACAUCCGCUCCUCAUUCAUUCAACCUAUUGAGUCCACUGGUCUCACUCAUACAGAACUACCCUGCGCCUUGACCUCUUUCUCCCCUCUCUCUCCAGAUGAAAUCCUGCGACUAGUGAGGUCUGGCCGCCCGACAACCUGCCCGCUCGACCCCAUCCCUCCUCCAUUCUCCAGACCAUCUCUGGAGAACUUCUCACCCUCAUCAACUCAUCUUUGACCACUGGCUGCAUCCCCUCAGAUUUCAAAAUGUCCCAAGUGGUUCCCCUCCUCAAGAAACGAACACUCAACUCCUCUGAUGUCAAAAACUACUACCGGAAUCCCUUCUUUCUUUUCUUUCCAAAACACUUGAGCGUGCUGUCUGUGACCAACUCUCUCGCUAUCUCUCUCAGAACGAUCUUCUUGACCCUAACCAGUCAGGCUUCAAGACAGGUCACUCAACCGAGACUGCUCUUCUCUGUUUCACGGAGGCUCUCCGCACUGCCGAAGCUGACUCUAUCUCCUCUGUUCUUAUCCUCCUAGAUCUGUCUGCUGCCUUCGACACUGUGAACCAUCAGAUCCUCCUCUCAGGGCUGGGCGUCUCAGGCUCUGCACACUCUCGAAUUGCAUCUGACCUGGCAGGCCGCUACUACCAGGUGAUGUGGAGAGGAUCUGUGUCUGCACCACGUACUCUCACUACUGGUGUCCCCCAGGGCUCGGUUCUAGGCUCUCUCCUCUUCUCUCUAUACACCAAGUCACUGGGCUCCGUCAUAUCCUCACAUGGUCUCUCCUAUCUUUGCUAUGCGGAUGACACUCAACUACUGUUCUCCUUCCCCCCUUCUGACACCCAGGUGGCGACACGCAUCUCUGCGUGCCUGGCAGAUAUUUCAGCUUGAAUGUCGGCCCACCACCUCAAACUCAACCUCAACAAGACGGAGUUGCUCUUCCUCCUGGGGAAGGCCUGCCCGCUCAAAGACCUCUCCAUCACGGUUGACAACUCUACGGUGUCCCCCUCCCAGAGUGCAAAGAACCUUGGCGUGACCCUGGACGACACCCUGUCAUUCACUGCAAAUAUCAAAGCAGUGCCUUGCUCCUGCAGGUUCAUGCUCUACAACAUCAAUAGAGUACGACCUUAUCUCACACAGGAAGUGGCGCAGGUCCUAAUCCAGGCACUUGUCAUCUCCCGUGUGCCGAAAGCACUUACUAUAAGUCGCUCUGGAUAAGAAAGUCUGCUAAAUGACUAAAAUGUCAAAUGUAAAAGGAAAGAUGAGUCCUAACCCUGCUAAUGGCAAAACUUUUGCGAUUCCCAAUUAUGUGCACUGUUUCUCUUAUUGUAACAGAAUUAUGUUUCACAAGAACGUUGGCAAACAACAAAGGCUCCGCAGCUUUUCAAAGAUGUCAGGUUCAUCAUCAAGUUCCAGUUGAGCCUUUUCUCUAGUUCGCAUAUUUGAAAAGUAAACAAAUGCAAUUAAACAGUAUUUGAUUAGAAACCUGAUAUCACUUCUGUAAUCGAAUAAAGUGUGUUAUAUAUGAGGUGGCAUUAGUGAGGAGUUGUGUUCAAACAGAUAUGCUGCAGCUUCAGGUGGUUGCCUGUGGUGGUAUGGCCCUUUUGUUUGCCCAAGGAAUUAUGUUUCCCCCAUAAUAUGAGAGUAGAGUUACACAGAACAACCAUGAAUAAAAACUAGAAACGGUGUCACUGUCUUGGUCAAACUCGCUUGUUCACUUGAAUAAAAAGGCAUAUAUUGUAUGUACUCUCAGUGCAUAUCCAGCUAAACAGUGUUGUUACAAAGAAAACGUCUUGCGGUUGAAAUAUAUAUGGCAAAUAGAAAUCCUAAAUGGAUGGUGUUAAGAGAUAGAUGGGAGGUAUUGAAUGGAGUUGAAGGAUGGGACUAAUAACAAAUAACAACAAAUAAUAACAAGAUAACUAAUAAUGUAAGCAUACUGUGUCCAUAAUAACUAUAUAGGUUGUAUGUUGGGAGCUUUUGGGAAAGAGCACAGUUAGAAAGAUAUGGCAUAUACAGUGGGGGAAAAAAAGUAUUUAGUCAGCCACCAAUUGUGCAAGUUCUCCCACUUAAAAAGAUGAGAGAGGCCUGUAAUUUCCAUCAUAAGUACACGUCAACUAUGACAGACAAAAUGAGGAAAAAAAAUCCAGAAAAUCACAUUGUAGGAUUUUUAAUGAAUUUAUUUGCAAAUUAUGGUGGAAAAUAAGUAUUUGGUCAAUAACAAAAGUUUCUCAAUACUUUGUUAUAUACCCUUUGUUGGCAAUGACACAGGUCAAACGUUUCUGUAAGUCUUCACAAGGUUUUCACACACUGUUGCUGGUAUUUUGGCCCAUUCCUCCAUGCAGAUCUCCUCUAGAGCAGUGAUGUUUUGGGGCUGUCGCUGGGCAACACAGACUUUCAACUCCCUCCAAAGAUUUUCUAUGGGGUUGAGAUCUGGAGACUGGCUAGGCCACUCCAGGACCUUGAAAUGCUUCUUACGAAGCCACUACUUCGUUGCCCGGGCGGUGUGUUUGGGAUCAUUGUCAUGCUGAAAGACCCAGCCACGUUUCAUCUUCAAUGCCCUUGCUGAUGGAAGGAGGUUUUCACUCAAAAUCUCACGAUACAUGGCCCCAUUCAUUCUUUCCUUUACACGGAUCAGUCGUCCUGGUCCCUUUGCAGAAAAACAGCCCCAAAGUAUGAUGUUUCCACCCCCAUGCUUCACAGUAGGUUUGGUGUUCUUUGGAUGCAACUCAGCAUUCUUUGUCCUCCAAACACGACGAGUUGAGUUUUUACCAAAAAGUUCUAUUUUGGUUUCAUCUGACCAUAUGACAUUCUCCCAAUCCUCUUCUGGAUCAUCCAAAUGCACUCUAGCAAACUUCAGACGGGCCUGGACAUGUACUGGCUUAAGCAGGGGGACACGUCUGGCACUGCAGGUUUGAGUCCCUGGCGGCGUAGUGUGUUACUGAUGGUAGGCUUUGUUACUUUGGUCCCAGCUCUCUACAGGUCAUUCACUAGGUCCCCCCGUGUGGUUCUGGGAUUUUUGCUCACCGUUCUUGUGAUAAUUUUGACCCCACGGGGUGAGAUCUUGCGUGGAGCCCCAGAUCGAGGGAGAUUAUCAGUGGUCUUGUAUGUCUUCCAUUUCCUAAUAAUUGCUCCCACAGUUGAUUUCUUCAAACCAAGCUGCUUACCUAUUGCAGAUUCAGUCUUCCCAGCCUGGUGCAGGUCUACAAUUUUGUUUCUGGUGUCCUUUGACAGCUCUUUGGUCUUGGCCAUAGUGGAGUUUGGAGUGUGACUGUUUGAGGUUGUGGAAAGGUGUCUUUUAUACUGAUAACAAGUUCAAACAGGUGCCAUUAAUACAGGUAAUGAGUGGAGGACAGAGGAGCCUCUUAAAGAAGAAGUUACAGGUCUGUGAGAGCCAGAAAUCUUGCUUGUUUGUAGGUGACCAAAUACUUAUUUUCCACCAUAAUUUGCAAAUAAAUUCAUAAAAAAUCCUACAAUGUGAUUAUCUGGAAUUUUUUUCUCAAUUUGUCUGUCAUAGUUGACGUGUAUCUAUGAUGAAAAUUACAGGCCUCUCUCAUCUUUUUAAGUGGGAGAACUUGCACAAUUGGUGGCUGACUAAAUACUUUUUUCCCCCACUGUAGAAGCAAACCGGAUGGACAUCAUGAAAAUGAUCGGAGAGGUUGAGAGUAGAAGAAGUUCAGGAGCAAAAGCAAAUAAAAUAGAAUUAUAGGCUAAGUAUAGGCUGAAAGUAGAGGCCUGGGCAUUGUUGUUCACUAAUUUACUCCAAGUAGGGAAAGGAUGGCGGGGUUGAAAAGUAAUAAAGGGGAGGAUAUAUAUAAAAAACAUGGGGGAUUGGAAGUGAUGCAGACAAUUACAUUGAUGGAAGUUACAAUCUAUCUGCAAUAUUAAGCUGAUCUACCCCCAAGAAAAAAGAAGAAAAAAAAGAAAACGUCUUGCGUAGUCACAAACAACGAAUUCAAAGGGAAAUCAUUGUUGAGCUUUCCCUCAUUUAAUACUUAUUGAAUAAAGUAAGUGUUUUCUCCUCCCAAAGAAUGUGAACUAUUUGGCACAAGCGCUGCAUUGUGUUCCCAUCUCUAUUGGUUUAGAUUGUUAACUCAUGUGGUGGUAAAUGUACCUUUUCCCUGUCAACCUUUAGCCUAUAGUGUGUCUCUCAACCAGAAUACAUCAAUGGCAUUACCUAAAGGUAAUUAUUCAGAAUCACAUCCUUGACUGAACUGUGUUCUAGCCAUGACCUCUUGUGCUUAUGUGUUUAACAGGUAACUGGACUGUAUCCUGUAUAGUGUAAUGUACCUGUGUGUGUUUUUCCCAUCAGGCAGCUGCAGAAAACCAGCGCCCCAGUGGAGAGCAGGCUCAAGUACCUGACAGGAGAGUGGUUUUACGAGGCCAAGUCUCUGAGACACAGGGAUAAGAUCCAUGGCUCCGAAAUCAUCCUGGCCUCCAUGAAGCAGAGGAAAGCAGGUUCUUUAGGUGGGUCAGCAACACUGUUCAAACAACUAAUUUAGUGCUCACACAAAGAUAAGCAUGUGUGCAGUACACACAUACUGCCGUAUAAUGAAAAAGCCAUACAUCAGAGUAGAAUGUGUACGGAGGGGUGCUACCAAAGUCAGGCCGCAAAGGUACUGUAUUUAGUACUAAACGCUUAUUGCGUCAUGAUUGCAAGGUGUCCUGAUAUCUUUCCAACUGUCCUUUUAUCUGGUUUUAAUGUCCAUUCUAGAUCACCUUUCUAACCAAUCAGGAAUGUGUAUUCAACAAUGCUGUGGUAUAAGUAAAAUUUAUGAUAUUGGGUUUGUAUGUCCAGAUCAUCAGCAGACAUGGGUUAUUGAGUUUAUAGCGAGUGUACUGUAAGCACUUAUUCCCUGUCUGUCUGUCUGUCUGUCUGUCUGUCUGUCUGUCUGUCUGUCUGUCUGUCUGUCUGUCUGUCUGUCUGUCUGUCUGUCUGUCUGUCUGUCUGUCUGUCUGUCUGUCUGUCUGUCUGUCUGUCUGUCUGUCUGUCUGUCUGUCUGUCUGUCUGUCUGUCUGUCUGUCUGUCUGUCUGUCUGUCUGUCUGUCUGUCUGUCUGUCUGUCUGUCUGUCUGUCUGUCUGUCUGUCUGUCUGUCUGUCUGUCUGUCUGUCUGUCUGUCUGUCUGUCUGUCUGUCUGUCUGUCUGUCUGUCUGUCUGUCUGUCUGUCUGUCUGUCUGUCUGUCUGUCUGUCUGUCUGUCUGUCUGUCUGUCUGUCUGUCUGUCUGUCUGUCUGUCUGUCUGUCUGUCUGUCUGUCUGUCUGUCUGUCUGUCUGUCUGUCUGUCUGUCUGUCUGUCUGUCUGUCUGUCUGUCUGUCUGUCUGUCUGUCUGUCUGUCUGUCUGUCUGUCUGUCUGUCUGUCUGUCUGUCUGUCUGUCUGUCUGUCUGUCUGUCUGUCUGUCUGUCUGUCUGUCUGUCUGUCUGUCUGUCUGUCUGUCUGUCUGUCUGUCUGUCUGUCUGUCUGUCUGUCUGUCUGUCUGUCUGUCUGUCUGUCUGUCUGUCUGUCUGUCUGUCUGUCUGUCUGUCUGUCUGUCUGUCUGUCUGUCUGUCUGUCUGUCUGUCUGUCUGUCUGUCUUUCUUUCUUUCUUUCUUUCUUUCUUUCUUUCUUUCUUUCUUUCAGAUGGGUCUCUGUCCAGACCCAGAGCAGUCAGCGGUAAAGUCUCAGACAUCACCCCCCCUCCAAAACCUUCCAGGCUCCUGGUGGCACCAACACAACCAACACAGCCCCAAGAGAACAGGUGAUCCACUGCUCCACUGCAUUCCUAACCCAUUCCUCUCUCUACUGUAACCUAUUACUCUACCCAGUCUCAUAACCAUGCCUUGAGGCUAAGUCAGUAUAGAAGUUCAGCAUGAGUGAUCAAUCAUAAUGUUUGCCUGCACAGAGUGAGUGAGAUACUCGUGUGUUUGAACAGCUCCUGAGUCCUGUGGUGUGUGUGUGUCUUAGGUGUGUGUGUGUGUCUUAGGUGUGUCUCUAGACUCAAUUUGAGUCAACAUAGGUGGUGCUCACUCCUUGCAUGGAAUCUGUCUCCUCUGUUAUAUUUCACGAGGCUAGGAGUCAGUCACUAUGGGAAUGCUAUAAAAAGUGAUUAUUUUGAGAAGCCGGUAAUUCAAUUUGAGAGGCCUGUAAUUUUAUGUGUGGCUGUUAUUGUACAGGUAACGUGGCAGUAUGAUUCUCUACCCAGUCACUUGUAUUUGAACCGGUUCAAGUUCGGGAGGGGGGCUGCCAGGGGUUUGCGUAGGGAGAGGGUUGGGAAGAUUUAGGAAAUUGUUUCAGAAAAUGUUUAAUUUGUAUAUCUUACACCACUUCCUAAAGUCACUACAAAGUGAAGUCUUGUAGUGAAGAUGGGUGUGUUGGCAUGCUAUGCAUGAGGUCAUAUGGGCUGUGUUUAUCUCCCUGACUCCCAGUGGGCAGCAGCCAGCUCUCUAGGCAAGUCGGCCCUUCCACAGCCCUGCCUCCCUUUGAUGUCACAAUUAAUCACAUGUGAGCAGGCAUCAGUUAUGCAGGAGGCGUAUUCACUGAACAGCCAGUCACAGAGGUGCUCAGGAAUUUAAUGAGGAAGUGCAAAUAGGCCACAGUGUAGCAGUGGUCCCCAAAGUCCAUCUGAUUCCAGUGCAGUGUAUCCUGGUCCUCUGAGGGCUGCUCAUCUAUAGUAUACAACCCCAAUUCCUAUUCUAUUCUGAUAGUGAUUAUUCUGUCUCCUUUGCAGCGAAAGCCUCAGUGUAUCAGAUGCAAAGAAAGAGACACUGAAUUCAGUGGUGCGCUCCCCGGGAAGGGUAUGUGAGAUUUCAUUUGCAGAGAGUAUAUGUGAAGCAUGAACAGAAUAAACAAACCUCUGUUUUUCCAAUCACCAUAUCACAGUAUGACUUUUACAGUAUUAUGAAAUAUAGAAUCAUAAACCAAUUGCAUUUCCUAAUAAUGUUAUUCUCUUCUCAUUCCAGCCAAGGCACAAUCCUUUCAAUCGAGCAUCCCUUAUUCUGGAGGUAGAGAAGACAGAAAAACAGUUAUCCAAUGGAAAUCAAGAGGCUGAGAAAGCAUCUGAUGCAGGUUAGAGUGCAGUGCAUAUACCUUUUUACACAAUCAAGCAUUAUGUAAACAUAGAGGUACAUUGUAGAAUAGGAGGUUGAGUCAAAUCGAGUAACAUGAUCUUUCAGGAUGCUAUGAGAACUUAUUUUGGCUGAUUCACAAUAGUGAUUUACAGAUGUAGGAUCUUCAUUUGGUCAUUAUUUUGUUGCUGAGAAUGUUCCUGCACUGCAGAUGAGCUUUGUGAUUUACAUUAAUUCAGAAAAAACACACAGUUAUAUUAACAGUAUUGCACUUUUCAUGUAGCCUACUUUUGGCUAGCUAAUAGCAUAAUCACGAUCAAGCAACAUUAUGGACUAAACGUUCAAAUCCUGUUGCUGCAGGAUUCUUUUUGCUGUGGCAAUAUAGGUCAAAUUAAGAUCCUACAUCUGUAGUAAGGUGAUACUGAUGCCAACCAGGCCUGUGACAUGGCAAGAACUUAUCACAGUAAAUAAUCAUAAUCUCCUCAUGUUCCACCAUUGUGGUCUCACACACACAGAGCCCUUAUCUCCCCUGAAGAUUCACAUGACAGCAGACUCCACCAGUCACAACUCAGCAGGCUCUGCCACCUCCGAAGGGUCCUCUCUAGGAUUCAGGCCCGUGCCCAAGAAGAGAACCUUCCUCUCCCGGCGCUCUCAGAGCUCUCUCACAGGCAGUGAUGCCUCCAUCCCUGGGCAGCAAAGUCAUCCAGCUGGGUCAAAGGUUACCGCCCCUGCCCCUCAGGGAAGUCUCCAACAUGGCUCCAGCUGUGGCUCCAACCAGUCCAGCCAGGGGGCAUUGGACGUUCAGUCACAGAAAAUUACUCCAUCUCCCAUCUCUGAGAUACAGAACAAUGCAAAUCCAGUUUCUCCCUCCAGUCAGCAACUGAACACUUUGAGUCACCUCUCCCAUAAGCCACUGAAGGAUUUAACCCAUAGUCUCCACCAAUACUGAGCUGGAGAGAGAGAAAGAGGCCCAUGAGAGAGAGAGGACAGCAGAGGAGCCCUCAGAUAACUCACUUGUCAGACCACCAGUGAGGACUCCCUCUCCUCUUAGGGAAACUGAGAGUUCCAAAGUUCAAUUGAGGCCCCUGAGUGAGCCAAAGCCUCUCAGACUAUUGGACCUUAGACCAGUCACACACUCUGAUAAUGACAGACACACAGAUAAAUCCUACAGAGGUGGUCAGAAGAGUAGUGAUGGUCUCAUCCAGAGAGAGUUUGUCAAUGUGUGUCCUCCUCAGGGCAGAGAGAGGUCUGAUGGUCAAUUUUCAGAACCUCUGUCCAUACCACUCUCUCCGAGUUCAGAACUAAAAGCCCCUACUCACCACCAGCCUUCUCAGCACGCAACCUUUCAACUCAUUGAGAUGCAGGACAAGGAGAUGAUAAGAACCCGCAGGAUGGGCACCGCAAUCAGACAGGAGGACCUUAGUCUGCCUCCAAGCACUGUGGGUAAGUCCAAAGACAGAAAGUGAGAAUAAAUGGAGCCCACACUACAAUCUAAAACCAGUGUGAAAAUAUAUUCAAAGUCAUUCAAGUUCUUGGCCCAAGGGUACUGUUUAUACAGUUGAAGUCGGAAGUUUACAUACACUUAGGUUGGAGUCAUUAAAACUCGUUUUUCAACCACUCCACAAAUGUCUACUUUGUGCAUGACACAAGUAAUUUUUCCAACAAUUGUUUACAGACAGAUUAUUUCACUUAUAAUUCACUGUAUCACAAUUCCAGUGGGUCAGAAGUUUACAUACACUAAGUUGACUGUGCCUUUAAACAGCUUGGAAAAUUCCAGAAAAUGAUGUCAUGGCUUUAGAAGCUUCUGAUAGGCUAAUUGACAUAAUUUGAGUCAAUUGGAGGUGUACCUGUGGAUGUAUUUCAAGGCCUACCUUCAAACUCAGUGCCUCUUUGCUUGACAUCAUGGGAAAAUCAAAAUAAAUCAGCCAAGACCUCAGAAAAGGUACCACGUUCAUCUGUACAAACAAUAGUACGCAAGUAUAAAUACCAUGGGACCACGCAGCCUUCAUACCGCUCAGGAAGGAGACGCGUGUCUCCUAGAGAUGAACGUACAUUGGUGCGAAAAGUGCAAAUCAAUCCCAGAACAACAGCAAUGGACUUGUGAAGAUGCUGGAGGAAACAGGUACAAAAGUAUCAAUAUCCACAGUAAAACGAGUUCUAUAUCGACAUAACCUGAAAGGCCGCUCAGCAAGGAAGAAGUCACUGCUCCAAAACCGCCAUAAAAAAGCCAGACUACGGUUUGCAACUGCACAUGGGGACAAAGAUUGUACUUUUUGGAGAAAUGUACUCUGGUCUGAUGAAACAAAAAUAUAACUGUUUGGCCAUAAUGACCAUCGUUAUGUUUGGAGGAAAAAGGGGGUUGCUUGCAAGCCAAAGAACACCAUCCCAACUGUGAAGCACGGGGGUGGCAGCAUCACGCUGUGGGGGUACUUUGCUGCAGGAGGGACUGGUGCACUUUCACAAAAUAGAUGGCAUCAUGAGGAAGGAAAAUUAUGUGGAUAUAUUGAAGCAACAUCUCAAGACAUCAGUCAGGAAGUAAAAGCUUGGUCGCAAAUGGGUCUUCCAAAUGGACAAUGACCCCAAGCAUACUUCCAAAGUUUUGGCAAAAUGGCUUAAGGACAACAAAGUCAAGGUAUUGGAGUGGCCAUCACAAAGCCCUGACCUCAAUCCUAUUGAACAUUUGUGGGCAGAACUGAAAAAGCGUGUGUGAGCAAGGAGGCCUACAAACCUGACUCAGUUACACCAGCUCUUAUUGUGUGAAGCUUCUGGAAGGCUCCCCGAAACGUUUGACCCAAGUUAAACAAUUUAAAGGCAAUGCUACCAAAUACUAAUUGAGUGUAUGUAAACUUCUGACCCACUGGGAAUGUGAUGAAAGAAAUAAAAGCUGAAAUAAAUCAUUCUCUCUACUAUUAUUCUGACAUUUCACAUUCUUAAAAUAAAGUGGUGAUCCUAACUGACCUAAGACAGGGAGUGUCAGGAAUUGUGAAAAUUAAAUGUCAGGAAUUGUGAAAAACUGAGUUUAAAUGUAUUUGGCUAAGGUGUAUGUAAACUUCCGACUUCAACUGUACAUGAAUGUGAUCAGUCAAUGGAAUUCUCACUAAUGAUGAAGGGUAUUACUAGGCCACUGUUGAAAUGUCUAAUCUUGAGUUUUUCAGCUUAUUUUUUCAUUCAUCAUAACACUUUUAUUAACUUUCUUUUUUCAGAUCAAUGGACGCAUCAUGAACUCCAUAACUCUGGGGAUAAGCCUGAUAAGCAUGUUCAUAAAAAACCAGUAGGGCGCAAACCUGCCUCUAAAUCAGCCCCCCGUAGUCCCCAACCCACAGGGGAGGAGGGCGACUCCAUCUCUAAAGUCUUAGAGUGGUUCAGCCGCAGCACAGACAGCAACGACUGGCUGGAGACUGAGAGCGAUCAACCAGACAUAGAGGAAGACGUGAUUGGCUCUGUGAAAACAGAUACAGAUGAUCAGCCUACCUUUGAGAGCAGGUCUCAGCAGAUGGAGAGGAAAGCUCCAGAGGUGAAGAGAAAGCUUCUACAUGUUGACCCCAGACUGGAUAUACAAAGUAUUGGAGAAGGAAUGUCAGUGUGUUUAACACCAGAGGUAGAGGAUGGAUCUCAGUCUGAAUCCUCUGUGGAUCAACCUCCGGACCAGUCACCUCUGAAUACAGAAAGAUCAUACCAGCCCAAGAGACGCUUGUCUGAGGCUGAGAGGCUGAGAGCAGCAUAUAGGAAGGAGUUCAAGCAAGUGAUGUUAGAUAGAGAACAGGAUGUGGUAGAUAGGCAAGAGGAUGUGAAGGUCAGUGGCCCUCCAGCCAAAGCUGCUGGUCCACAGGUCACAACACAGGAAGUAAAACAGAAGGAGGAGGUCCAAGAUGAGAACCAACCACCCAAAAUCUCCCACCUGAAGUCCUUCUGGGAGAAGGGCAACACCGGUCCCAAGAUACUCAUCAGCAGAUCAAUCAUUGACAAAGGACAGAAACAAAUGGAGAAAGAGAAAGAAAGAGAGAGAACUAGCAGAGAAGUCUCAUAGAACUGUUCCUGGCCCAGAGUCAUACGGUGUAGAGGAGUCAUCCAGGAAGAAUCUUGGGGAUGGAAAAGAAAAUGAACGGUUAAGCCUAGAUACUCAACAAAACCCUGCUAGUCAAGAUGUGAGAAGUGUACAGCCGAGUGUUAGCCCUUACAAACAGGAGGUAUACACACCCCAAAAGAGUGUUGUUAUUGCUCCCUCUGUAGAGAUACGUACACUGCCAACCUGGGAUGUUAGCUACACUCCUGGGGCUCAAAGUGAGGAGGACGAUUUGACUUUAAAAGAAGAAGAUCUCAGAAGAUCCCCAAUGACAGUAGACAGAAGAAGCUCAGAGGCAGAAAUAGUCUUCCUAACUAGACUCCAUCCUCAGCCUGACACGCUGUCCAAGUCCAGACUCAGCCCAGAACCUCAGAGAUUCUCCCCAUCCACACUCAGUCCUCAGCCUGAACUGCUCCUCCAGCCCACAGUCAACCCCCAGCCUGUGAAGCUCUCACCUGCCACACCAAAACCCCAGCCUGAAAUGCCAUCCAGGGCCAGGUCCAAGUCCAGUCCCAAUCCACUGCCUGAACUACUCGUCCAGCCUGCAACCAGCCCAGACUCUAAGAAGUUCCAUCAGUCUAGACACAAGGUUGAAAAAGAAAGUGAACAGUUUGCCCCCAAAACUCAGCAGAGCAAUGUCAAUGAAGAAACAAAGGGGGGUAAAGAAUUGAAAGGAGAUUUUGUACAGUCAAGUGUGUCCAGUAAAAAACAAGACCACACCAUUAAAGAUCAAGGAAAUAGCCCACACACUCUGAAGCAGGUUCCCCCUCGGCAGGACAGCAAGGCAGUCAAGAUAAAGCAGCUCAAGUCCUUCUGGGAGCAGGAGAAGAACAGGCCUAUAUUUUACACUGGUAAAUCAAAAGAGGCAGGAGACUCCAGCGUGACUCAAAUUCCAUCAUCGGCCCCAGGAAAGCUGAAUAAAAGGUUUACCAAGUCAGAGUUUGACCUGAGGUCAAUCUGCAAAGAAUCUGACAGCGACCACGAAGGGGAUUCCAACCUUUCCUCUGACAGAAAAAUACAGAAUUUCACAGUCUUCACGAUGAAUCAGAGACUGGAGAAGUCGUCCCCAGGUCUCGGAGCAAACCGCUCACAGUUUAAGAAUCUCCGUAACUUCUGGGGUGAGGCCACUUCGAAUAGCAGAGGGCCAAUCUCUUCUGACGAACCCAAAAGCCCCAAAAAGAAGGAGCCAAUGGAUGCCCAGAACUCAAUGCUGGAGUUAAAGCAAUGUGUUGACCCUGAUUUCUAUAGCAAAUCUGCCCCCAGCCAGUCACAAAAGGUCAGUGCUAGACCACCUUUGGAUGAGAGCCGGCUCAAGAAAACAUCUUCACCUUCUUCACCAUCUUCUCCAUCUUCUCCAUCUCCCCCUCCAUCUUUAGUCAGGGGGAACAAAGACAGAGAGCACCAGUCAAGGUCUAAAUCGAUUGGAGUGGGUUCAGGAGCUAUGAUUGACACUAAAGAGCACCAGUCUAAAUCUAGAUCAGUUGGGGUGGGAUCAGGAGCUAUGAUUGACACUAAAGCUAACUUCUCACCUCAAAUCACCGUAGAGUCAGAGCAGCAAAGAGUCCCUGGUGUAACAAGGGGCUCAGAACAGGACUUCACCAAAGAGGAAAAGGCCCUAAAGCCCCAAAGCACCUCAGGAAAGGAAUCUUGGUCUCACAAAGCUAGAAAAUACAGUUUUGGAAACUCAAGUGGAAGUGGACGUGCAAGUUCCCUUCGGCGCGCCACCAGUAUGUUCACAUUAGACAUGAAUGAAGAACAGGACCAAACUUCUCUGUUGUACCCUAAAAAGACACUGGAUAUUAGUCCUGUUCAAGCUAAGAGGACACAGGGUAGACGACAGAGUGCUGACAAGCAAGCACUUCCUGGUCCAAGGAGGUCCUCAAAAUCAUCAGACGAGUCUGAAUCUCUGACCCCUCGCGCUCGGGCCUUUGUUCCCAGAGACUACCGCCAUUACCUGGGCAUCACAGAGAAGACCAGCGUCCACACUGCUCUGGCCCCGGCAGUGAAGGAGCAGAGGGAGGCAGAAGGCCCGCCUGGGGCUGAACUUGACCAGAGAGGUGGCCUUGUCAGAUCCAGCACCCUAGUGGGCUCAGAGGAGCGCUACAGCAGAAGGAGCAGCAAGAUAACACAACGCCCCCUGGCCCUCUGGUCAAACCAGGGCAGCACUGACACCGGACGAGAGUCAUCAUUCAGUGAGUCUGAGAGAGCAUCGAGCAGCGCGUCUGAAACUUGGUCCAACUCCAGGACCAGUUCAAGCCGUGAGUUUUGAUGAUCUACUGCAAGACUGCCCAACCCUGUUCCUGGAGAGCUACCGUCCUGUAGGUUUUUGCUCCAACACUAAUCUAGCACUCCUGAUUCUAAUAAUUAGCAGGUUGAUAAGAUGAAUCAGGUUAGUAACACCUGGGGUUGGAGUGAAAACCUACAGGAGGGUAGCUCUCCAGGAACAGGGUUGGGCAGUCCUGAUCUACUGUAUACUAUAACACCCUGUUGUCUUUGUGCAAGUUUUAUGUAACCUGUGUCAUUUCAUGAAAACAUACAAUAGUUAUUUGUUUAUCUGGAUUCCCUGUGAAGUCAUCUUCUUGUAGGUGUUUUUGUAGAUGAGGCAGCAUCCAGGAUGCAGUGUCCUUGUCUGGCUAUCUGUGUCAGUGUAAAUAGAGUGUGUGCAGGGAAUGAGCUGCCUGUGUUUAAUUUGUGGGUUGGACGAUACGCUUUUGGAACUUUAUUGACAUCACAUGGUGCUUUGAUAGAGCCAACAGCCAAGUAGGCCAAGUUUUGUUUUGUUUGAGUUAAGCAUUCCUGUUCAGGAUAGACCUAGAACAUUCUUGAGUUUACGUUUAUGAGUGAUGAUAUUUACAAUAUCGCCAGUAAAACAAAUGAUUUUCUACAACCUCAAAUAUAUUUUUCUCUUCCAACUUAAAAAUUCUAGCAAAGCUUUCUAAACAACAGACUAUAUACACUGAGUGUACAAAACAUUAUGAACACCUGCUCUUUCCAUGACAUAUAGACUGACCAGGUGAAUCCAGAUGGAAGCUAUGAUCCCUUAUUGAUGUAAUUUGUUAAAUCCACUUCAAUCAGUGUAACUCAAUGCAACUCAAUAUUAGGAAGGUGUUCUUAAUGUUUUGUACACUCAUUGUAAAUGAUCAGUGUAUAGAGGCCGCAUGUAAUGUUUUUUUUAACACGUCAAUGUGUGGUCUUUGUUGAAGGCAUCUCCAUGUACAGUAUGAGCAACUCUUUCUCUAAUGUCUGAUAUUUUAGGUGAAAAUUAUGAUGCGGAUCAGGACCCUGUACAGAAGGCAUUGAGGAGAGCUCAGGCCCGCCCACGAAAUCUGGCUAAAAGUCUUGAGGACAUCACAGCAUCCAUGCCACCACGUGAGAAAUGUCCAUUGUCUCUUCAACCACUAUACAAGCAUUAUAGUGGUGCUGUCAGGAUGGCUCAGGUACCAGUAUUAAUUCAUGUUGGGGUGAAAGUGUAAUGCUGUCUUUGUUUUCCACCAUUCCCUACAGGACAAGAUAGAAGACUAGCUCCUCUUCAUGACCUCAGGCGAAGCAGUGAUGGUUAAGAUUUGUUUUGUACCUUUCUUAGAACUUUGAUUUGCCUUUGGAUUGAUAUUGGGUUAGACAGUUUAUACCAAAUAUAAUGUAGAAUACAGGCUUUUUAUUCUAUGUUGUAGAAUGCUAGCAUUGCUGGGUAAUUCAAUAGCUAUAGUAAGUGAUCUAUGAUAAGGUUAUGAGAGUAUUAUGGGACCUUAAAAAAUGAACCUCUCAUCUCUCUCUCUGUUCUGUCCUCCCUCAGCAUCCACCCUCCCCUCUCCCUCCUCAUCUCUCUCUCUGUUCUGUCCUCCCUCAGCAUCCACCCUCCCCUCUCCCUCCUCAUCCCUCUGCUCUGACCCUGAACAUUUAAAGAAGAUGAGCAAAUCUGUUCCCUCGUUCCUGCAGAAUGAGGUAAAGCCACCGCAGCUUUAUUCCAUGCGAGCGCUUUAGGUCAAAGAACACUGAUUGUCUGUAUGUCUGUAUGUGCACUGGGCAUUCUAGCUCUGCUGUCUGUGUUCUAGAGCAAUGGCAGAGACACUAACUCUGAGGACAGUUACCAUGGAGGCAGGCAGAAGACGGGCAGAUCUAUGACUAACCUCAGCAGCUCCUCUGGCAUGGCAUCUGUGUCCUCUGUAUGUUCACAGCACGCACAUUUUCUGCCUAACCAAGCUGAACUUUCUAUUGGCAACUAUCAUGAUUAUACAAUAUUAACAGUCUAAUUAAAUCUCUUAAUUGUCCCAUUAACCACACAUUUUAUAGUUUUUCACAUCAUGAUUUUAAUGAGAACUGCCUGAAAGGCUAUGGUUUUAUGUAAACUGUUUAAAAGGUUUUACCUCUGUGUGUGUUAGCUGAGUGGCAGUGUGCUGACCAUGUACAGUGGGGACUAUGGAGGUGUGGAGGUGCAGGGGAACAUCCAGUUCUCCAUCAACUACGUCCAGAAGCUCAGGGAGUUCCAUAUCUUUGUGGCUCAGUGCCGAGACCUGGCCGCCGUCGACCCCAAGAGGGGCCGCUCUGACCCGUGAGUACGGUACCAACUAUUAUACUAGGCCCCUGAUAGAACUCCUUAUGGUCCCUGAAUAUUGGGAAUUCCUAAUAUAUAGCCUUGCUUUCUUAUUUACUACUCCAUAAUUGAUUGGACACUGCUGAAAUACAUGGUACUUUGUGUGUAUGAUUCUUGUGUUUCUUGUCGUAGGUAUGUUAAAAGUUACCUGGUGCCUGACAAAGCCAAUCUAGGGAAGAGGAAAACUUCUGUGAAGAAGAAGACUGUCAACCCCAUUUUCAACGAGCUCCUCAGAGUAAGAGAGUUUCUAAAAACUCUAUAUGAUUUAAGUUGAAUAGAGAAAUGUAUAAUUACAUGUACAUCAGGUCUGACAUAAAGUGCUUUUAACAAAAACUCUCUCUCCUGUUCCUUCAUCAGUAUCGGCUUCGUAUAGAGUACCUCCGAACUCAGACCCUCAUUCUCUCCGUCUGGCACCACGACACCUUUGGCAGGAACAGUUUUCUGGGCGAGGUGGAUGUGGACCUGUCCAAAUGGGACUUUGACCACACCCAGAUGAACUACUUAGCGCUGAAAUCCAGGGUAAGACAACAACACACCUGCUUUGUCUGUGUACUGGGCUCAUUCAGUACUGUACUAAAACAUUAAUCCAAGACUGAAAUCCUUUUGCUAAUUAUUUCAAUGGCUGUGCGUGUUAGUAUUGUGUGACAUGACGUGUGUGUGCUGCUAUACACAGUAGGUUGUGGAGGUGUGAGUGUGGUUUGGAGUGUAUCCAGUGAGGUGGUGGUGCUAUAUAGUAAAUUGGGGUGUGCUCACUGUACUCUCUGUGCUGACUGUCUCCCCCUGGUCUCCUCAGCCCACCUCCAGUCUGCAGCCCUCAGAUGACAGAGGGGAGAUGAAACUGGCCAUACGCUUCCUGCCUCAAGUCUCCCACAGUAAGAGUCUGCACGCCUCACAUGUCUUUAACUGUCACCAGUGUCUAUAAGGAAUGUAUUAUAUUGAAAAGGUAUAUUUUAUCAAGAAAAUGUGUUGCUUUCGUUAACUAGUUACCAUACAUUAAAAUAUGACUUUUGUGCAAUAGAAAGAUACAGGGCACACAAGUUCACUGAAUCAUGCUUGAUUCUGACCCCUAGGCAAGGACCCCCUCUCUAACAAAGGUGAGGUUCACAUUUGGGUGAAAGACUGCAAGAACCUUCCCCUCAUCAGAGGGGUCACCAUCGACCCAUAUGUCAAGUGGUACGUACGACACAUGCCAUAAAUGAUAUCAACAUUUGAAAUGUAUGAAUUGCUAAAUAUGAUCAAGGAGAACUACAGUAUCUGGGGAGAACAGAAGAUGUGGAGCCCUAUCAUAAAGCCAUAUCCCCUUCUUAGAACAGAAGAUGUGGAGCCCUAUCAUAAAGCCAUAUCCCCUUCUUAGAACAGAAGAUGUGGAGCCCUAUCAUAAAGCCAUAUCCCCUUCUUAGCCUCAAUUUCCAGCCUUUCAAAUUUGCUUUGCUCAGGAUAGUUAUAGGUAGGUAUAUGUCAUAUUUCUGAAACAAUUGCCUUGUGAGACUUGUGAGACUAUCUCCUCCGUAGCUUCGUGCUCCCAGACACGAGCAGAAAGAGUCGUCAGAAGACGCGGGUGCUGAGGAGGACGGUGGAGCCGGUGUUUAACCACACCAUGGUGUACGACGGCUUCAGACAGGAAGACCUGAAGGAGGCCUGCGUGGAGCUGACCGUGUGGGACCGUGACAAGCUGGCCAGUAACCUCCUGGGCGGUCUAAGACUGGGGCCUGGCACAGGUACUAAUGGACUAUUCUAUUAUUUUAUAUUAUAUUCUAGAUUUCUCCAUACAAACACAUUCAUUUUAUUCCAUUGACUUCAUUGGCUAAGCCUAGGUUCUCUCCAUCUCUCCAUAUAGGCAGAAGUUAUGGGGCGGUGGUGAAUUGGAUGGACUCGAAUGCUGACGAGGUAGCUCUAUGGGAACGAAUGAUGACCUCUCCAAACGAAUGGGUGGAGGAUGUGCUGCCACUGAGAAUGCUGACCACAGCAAAGACUGUGCUGAAAUGA
Coregonus sp. 'balchen' is the source of this 21139-nucleotide messenger RNA. Lineage: Eukaryota; Metazoa; Chordata; Actinopteri; Salmoniformes; Salmonidae. The record is from the annotation of a GenBank genome assembly.